AUGUUACUGUCAUUGAUUAAGUCAUUUAGUUGAUUGUUGGAAUGCUAUAGUUGUUGAACUAUGACGGUAAAUCUUUAUACAAUCAGCUCUUAGGAACCAUGACCAGUAGAUUAGUUAUACAGUUAUAUAGCAUUGUUUAGUUUCAAUCAAUUGAAUUGAAACCAAGUAAUCUCUCUCUCUCUCUCUCUCUCUCUCUCUCUCUCUCUCUCUCUCAUCUUUACAAAUUUCAUAUACUCCCCAAUGGAACCACAAAGAGAGAAACCAUGUCCUUCCAAGUCCUCAAGCACCACCUCUACACCAGAGGCUCCUCCAUGUCCAGACACUUCAAUGGAGAACACACAAGAAGAAAGAAAAGUAGUAGUAGUAGUAGUAGAAGAAGAAGAAGAAGAAGAUGGACAACUAGAGAAGAUGAUUGAUCUCAAGCUCUCUUGUAAGGACUCCAAUGAUAUGUUCAAACCAGAACUCAAUCUUAUUGAUUGUUUGAACAUGGAUUCAACUCGAACUUCAUCAGCAAAUCCCCAAAAACCGGAGGCCGAGCCAAGGGUUUUCUCAUGCACCUAUUGCAGAAGAAAGUUCUUUAGUUCACAAGCACUUGGAGGACACCAAAAUGCACACAAAAGAGAGAGGACUUUAGCUAAAAGAGGACUUAAAAUAUGGUCACCUGUACCACCUCAUGGGCACUCUUAUUGGCACCAUGAUCAGCAUGACCAUUAUUCUAGCUUGGCUUCUCUUCCCCUUCAUGGUGCUUAUAAUUAUAAUUCUAGGGCUCUUGGAAUACAGGCUCAUUCGAUGAUCCAUAAGGCUUCUAACAUGCCAAGUUCUUCAGGAUUUAGGAGUUUGUAUGGACAUGGUGGAUGGUCAAGGCUUCCUAUUGAUCAACAACCAGCUGUUGGGAAGCUAGCCACACAGAAUCACCAUGCAAAUCCAUCAUCAUCAACUGGACUUUCCUCAUCUCGAGGUGGCGUUGGAAGAUAUCAAAGUCUAGGGUACAAUUUUAUUGGUCUAAUAUUUGACCUUGCAAGUGAUACUCAAAAACGGUUGAAGAAGGAAAUAGGAGCAAAAGUUCAAGUUUAUGGUACCAAAGCAGAUAUAGGAGAGAAAGGUGAAAUUACACCAUCAGAUGGAAAUGAAGCUCUUGUUGCUUAUGUAGAAUUAUGCGUUCAUAUAUCUACUGACACAUAUAAGAAGGUUGAUGUUGCAAUUUUCCUAAUUGAACUGCUUGUCACCCUAGUUUCGAGGAUUCACAUUCUGGGCACUUGCAUACCACCUAUUGGAAAAGAGUUAGACGAUGGUUCGUCUUCUUUCGGUGAUGGAGAGGACGGUAAUCUUUCCGAUCAUCGACGAAGACAUAAUCGUCAGGUGGAGGAUGAUUUGGCAGACUGUCCAGACGAAGACAUCGUUCCACCGCUGUCAGAAACCUAUCACUGUGAGUAG
Molecule: messenger RNA, 1434 nt
Organism: Camellia sinensis
Lineage: Eukaryota; Viridiplantae; Streptophyta; Magnoliopsida; Ericales; Theaceae
Source: RefSeq, a predicted model, not a curated record